Messenger RNA from Cyprinodon tularosa, 1182 nucleotides. RefSeq names its product EF-hand calcium binding domain 2 (gene drc8). The coding region runs from base 516 to 983 and encodes 155 amino acids. NCBI's taxonomy places the organism in Eukaryota, Metazoa, Chordata, Actinopteri, Cyprinodontiformes, Cyprinodontidae. The record is from RefSeq and is a predicted model, not a curated record. Gene Ontology annotation, molecular function: calcium ion binding. The transcript has 7 exons.
GAAAUUGUCCAAAUAAAGCAUAAAGGCUGUUUGUUAGCAAUAGACAAUUUAUAUUUUUUUUAAUUCUGCAUAUAAAGUAAUAUAGUAAACCAUGAUUAAAUAAUAAUAAAUUGUGCUAUGCACAACAUAUAGUUGUGCAUAAUUAACUUCUUAAUGGUAUAUGUCCCGGGCUGCACGGUGGGUAGCAAUGUUGCCUUGUAGCAAGAAGGUUCAGAGUUCGGUUCCUGGCCCGUGGUCUUUCUGCAUGAAGUUUGCAUAUUCUCCCUCUGCAUGCAUGGUUGCUCUCUGGGUACUCUGGCUUCCUCCCAUAGUCCAAAAACCUGACUGUUAGGUUAAUUGGCUUCUAUAAAUUCUCCUUUGUUGUGAGUGUGUCUGUGCAUGGUUGUGUGUCUCUAUGUUGCCCUGCGACAGACUGAAGACCUGUCUAGGGUGUACCCCACCUCUGGCCCAUAGACUGCUGGAGAUUGGCACCGGCCCCACAUCAACGUUGACAAGGACUAAGUGGAAGAAUAUGGAUGAUGGAUGAAAGCGUUUCGGCUGUUGAGCAAAAGAUAACUGCCGCCUUUAAAGUGUUUGACUACGAUUCCAGCAACAAGGUGGACGUCCGGGAGAUUGGCACCAUUAUUUAUUCUCUGGGCUGCUGCCCCACUCAAGCAGACAUUCAUAAAUUCAUAGCUGAGGUGGAAGAGGAGCACUCAGGGGUUGUUUUUCUAGAAAAGUUUCUUCCAGCUAUGACCAAAGUCCUGUUGGAGAACAAGUUUCCUCCCAUUCCCAAGAGCACGAUUCUUCAGGCUUUUAAGGUUCUGGACAAAGACCAGAAAGGCUACCUUAAACCUGAAGAGUUGAAAAAGCUUUUGAUGGAAGAAGGUGAACCUUUCACUCAACAAGAGAUAGAAGAAAUGCUUGCACACACUGAUCGAGAGGAUAACCUUAUAUAUUACCCCAAAUUAAUUAAUAAACUCACUUCUGACCUCACGCAAUAGGAGAAGUAUUUUAGCAAAUGUAGAGUCGGCAGUUUGGGUUUAAAAAUAGCAAGGCUUCUUGAAACCUGAGUAGUUAAUUGUUAUGUGAGCUUGUAUUACAGUGAAAAUGUUUCCUCACACUCUACUUAAAACAUAUACUGUAUAAAGGAAAUGCUAAACAAAUAAAAGUUUGUUUUAAAUUGUCUCAAGCAUCUUAAUG